AUGCAUGUAUUAAAAAAGUAAAGUACUUUCAAGAAAAAGAAUUUUCAGGAAAAAGUAAAUUAAGUUAGAAAAAUAGUCUUUGUCCUAUUAGAAGAACCAUCAUCAAGUAGAUUAGCAGGAUUUAUAUAAUUUAUCAUUUGUUUUACUAUAUUGCUAUCUUAAGUUUAAAUACUAUGUGAUUCUCUACUUGAUAAGUAAAUGCAUUAAUUUAGCUAGUAAUUAAACCUAUAAUGAUUUAAGCAAUGAUUGUGAAAUCCUUAUUUUCUUUGUUUUUGUAUUGGAAUACGUAUUUCGAUUGUCAACAUACACUGUUUAUGGGUAUCCACUAAAGAACUUUUUAUUUUAGCAUAUGAAUAUAAUAGGUAUAAUAAUUGUAAAAAUAGAUCUGUUAUCAAUAGCACCUCUAAGUAUUAUUUCAUUAGUUUAUGGUAAAACAGCACUAAAUGGAUUUAGAAUUUUAAAGUUAUUUAAAGUGAUAAGAAUACUAAAAGUAAAGAGAUAUCUAAAAGGAGUAGAUAUUUUGUAUAAAAGUGUUGCAGACAGCAUUUCUUAGUUUUAUUUCUUAAUAAUAGCUUUUUUAUAGAUAACUUUAGCUUACGCUAUAGUAUUAUAUUAUUCAGAGCAUAAUACAGAGAAUGAUUUAGAAAUAUAAAAUGCAGUUUGGCUUGGAAUAGUAACAAUGACAACAGUAGGAUAUGGUGAUUAUGUUCCAAAAUCAAUAAUUGGGAUAAUUGUAACUUGUAUAAUGGCUUUGAUGGCAAAUACAGUAAUAUUUUCACUUCCUGUAGCAAUUCUUAAUAUUGAAUUUUAAGAACUUUAUGGAAGCAAAAAAGAAGAGGAAUAAAUUAGUUUGCUUAAAAAAGGAAUGAGAUCUGGAAGAAGAGAUUCUAUUAAAAAUAAAGAGUUUAGUUUUUUUAAUUAAAGAUUACAAAUUAUUGAAUAAAGAAAUACAGAAAUUUAAUAGUUAUUAAAUAAAAGCAAUAAAAUGGCUAAAGAUCUCACAAAAGAUUUAAAAAGAUUGUUUCUAUCAGUUAAUGAUGAUGCAGAUUAACUUCUUGAUAAUUUAAAUUCUCCAAGAUUAACUAAAUAAAAUGUGUUAUUAGUUAAAGCCAAUCUUUAUGAUAAAUUAAUGAGGGCUAAAAAGAAAAUUUAAAUUACAAACAUUUUUAGAAAUUUUAAAUAUGAUUCUGAUUAAGAAGUAAAUGAGAGUCCAUUAAAUUAAACUGUAACUGGAUAAAUUACUAAAUAAAAAAGUUUUUUUAGAAUGAUGUCUGAUAGAAAAAAAAAUAAAAGAAAAAUAGGAAUUAAAAGUCAUUCUUAAGAAAAUAUAAAUUAGUUAAUUAUACUUAGAAAUGAAGAAUUUGGUGAAUUACCAUUUGAUUUCCUAAAUGAAGUUCUUUUGUAAAUUCAUGAUGAUAUGUUGGAAAAUAUUGAUGAACAUCCUAUAAAUUAACAAAAAUAAUCAAUAAUUUUACCUGAAAGCAGUGAAAUAAUUUUUAGAGAACCAUCAUUUAGAAUUAAUUCAUUAUUGUAUAAAUAUAAUUAUAUAUUUAAGUGGUUUUGACAGUCCUAUGAAUAAAGUUAACUAAACUAAUUAUGGAAGCUCAAAUUUAUAAAAAAGAAAGAUAUCCGAUUUUACAGGUCAUAUUGACAAAAAAACAAUAAUCAACUUAAAAAGCACUUCAAAUCAUCCAUUCUUUACUAAUGAAUGUGGAAUGAGAAGUAUAACAGAAAUAUCAAAGAGUAAAAAGCAAAACUCAUAUACCAAUUAACAAAUCGACGAAAUGAAUUAAAAAACAAAACCUAAGAUGCCUCAUUAAUUUAUUAAUUAUAACAAUAAUCUUAAGGAUAUUGAUAUUGGCAAAAAUAAAGAUGAAUCUCGAAAAAAAAAUUUUAGAGCCUCUAUUGUUGAUUUAUAUUCACCUCAUCAAACAUACUUAAAUAUGCAAGAUUAAUGUUCUUGUAUUUAAUGCUAAAACCUUAAUAUUGAAUAAAAUUAUUGA
Messenger RNA from Paramecium sonneborni, 2003 nucleotides. Lineage: Eukaryota; Ciliophora; Oligohymenophorea; Peniculida; Parameciidae. The record is from the annotation of a GenBank genome assembly.